Molecule: messenger RNA, 408 nt
Organism: Ipomoea triloba (trilobed morning glory)
Lineage: Eukaryota; Viridiplantae; Streptophyta; Magnoliopsida; Solanales; Convolvulaceae
Exons: 2
Coding region: 1-408 (135 amino acids)
Biological process (GO): DNA integration
Molecular function (GO): nucleic acid binding
Source: RefSeq, a predicted model, not a curated record
AUGCGAAGAUUACUUCAAAGGCAAGGUAUACAGCACCGAGGAGGAGUCCCGUAUCAUCCUCAGACUACAGGUCAAAUCGAAAAUGCAAACAAAGAUAUUAAAGCCAUAUUGGAAAAGACAGUAUCUCGGCAUAGAAAGGAUUGGGUUGACAAGCUCAACGAUGCAUUAUGGGCCUUCAGGACUGCUUAUAAGACACCGAUAGGUACUACUCCAUACAGAUUAGUAUACGGCAAGGCGUGCCACCUUCCAGUUGAAAUCGAACAUAAGGCAUAUUGGGCCAUUAAGAAACUAAAUGAAGAUCUAUUCAUAGCAGGGCAGGAGCGAAUGUUUCAACUGAAUGAACUAGAAGAAUGGCAUCUUGUUAAAGGAACAUGCGAAGCACCCAUCCAGGCAUUUCGAACAACAUGA